Molecule: messenger RNA, 1599 nt
Organism: Diatraea saccharalis (sugarcane borer)
Lineage: Eukaryota; Metazoa; Arthropoda; Insecta; Lepidoptera; Crambidae
Source: the annotation of a GenBank genome assembly
AUGUUAAUAUUGGUACAGGGUGCGUUUCAAGAACUGAAGCUGUAUGGUUCACCGUCCCAGGCAGAGGUGCAAUGUGUCAACACGUUCGAGGUUGAUCAAGAAGAAGGGGACGCAGAAGGAUCAGAACGAUAUGGAACAAUGCCUCCUCCGUUCUUGCCUCCACCACCAGACGGAUAUCCACUUCGUUUUAGAGGAGGUGAAAAAGGAGAUCGAGGUCCAAGGGGCCCACCAGGGGAAACAGUGAGGGGCCCACCAGGACCACCAGGUCCCCCCGGCCCGCCCGGACCACCUGGAAUAUCAGCUAUUGCUGAAAUAUCUGGAUCUGGAGACGAUCAAAUUUUCGGCGAGAAUUACGCCUCAUUGGGGCAAUGCGGUUGCAACUCAAGCACAAUACUGUCGCUUCUCCAAUCAGCGCCAGAACUACAGGGGCCACCUGGCCCGCCUGGUUUGAUGGGCGCAGACGGCCGCACUGGUCCGCCAGGCAUUACUGGACAACCAGGUAUGCCUGGUGAAAGAGGCUCGGUGGGGCCACGGGGUGAAAAAGGUGAACGGGGUGACGCUGGUCCACGUGGACCAGAAGGACUUUCGGGACCGAAAGGGGAAGCGGGCGUCGAUGGGCGACCUGGUACACCAGGUCCACCUGGUCCACCGGGACCACCAGGCUCAUCUGAUUACAGUAAUUUUGAUGAAUCCAUAUUGGGUUCAUAUGGUGGGGCGAUUGGAAGGCCUGGUGCACCGGGACCAAAAGGCGAUGCAGGCCAACCUGGUCCAGUAGGUCCACAAGGUGAACGGGGCUUCCCCGGGCAUAAGGGUGAACGGGGACCACCUGGACAGUAUGGUGCAAAAGGAGACCGCGGUCAUCCUGGAGCCCAAGGAGAGCGAGGAUUGAAAGGAGACCAAGGGACACCUGGUUUAGAAGGCCGUCCUGGUAUUCCAGGAGCUAAUGGCCGACCAGCCGAAAAGGGAGAAAAAGGAGAAAGAGGUUCACCCGGCCCUCCAGGUCCAGCAUCCAUUGGAGGAGUAUUCAGUUCCGAUGAUCCUGAGUUUUUAACCACUGGUCGACAAACUCUACCAGGUUCGAAAGGCGAUAAAGGAGAAAAGGGCGAAAAGGGUAGUAGGGGUAACGAUGGACCCCCAGGCCUCCCAGGGAAAGACGGCAAGUCUGGUGAGAGAGGAGAUAUUGGCCCAUCAGGACUACCAGGGCUCACAGGCCCUCCUGGUACUCCGGGUUUGAAAGGCGAACGGGGUGAAAGAGGCCCGCCUGGACCUAUCAGUAUGACGUCACCUGGGACAGACAUAAUCACAAUAAAGGGCGAUAAAGGUGAACCGGGUCUUAGAGGUAGAAGAGGUCGACCUGGGCCUCAAGGCCCUAGGGGAUUGCAAGGGCUACCAGGAUUACCAGGUCCUCCAGGAAAAGCAGGCGAUAAAGGUGAAAUGGGCAUGCCCGGUUGGAUGGGCCGCCCUGGAACUUUAGGGCCACCUGGAACACCUGGACCCUCCGGGCCUAAAGGAGAAAAAGGAGAUCCUGGCAUCAAUCUGUUGGAUAUUGCAAUGGUAAGUUUGGUGUUACAAAAAUCUCCGACUAAGUUUUUUUAUUAA